Messenger RNA from Humulus lupulus (European hop), 1819 nucleotides. RefSeq names its product pheophytinase, chloroplastic. Gene Ontology annotation, cellular component: chloroplast. The transcript is spliced from 6 exons. Lineage: Eukaryota; Viridiplantae; Streptophyta; Magnoliopsida; Rosales; Cannabaceae. The record is from RefSeq and is a predicted model, not a curated record. Gene Ontology annotation, molecular function: pheophytinase activity. Gene Ontology annotation, biological process: chlorophyll catabolic process. The coding region runs from base 181 to 1737 and encodes 518 amino acids.
AAAUUCUUGGCUUUAGAAGGAAGACGAAACUUUUAAGCAACUGAAGACCUUUCACUUUCUAUCAUACUCUAUAUUUUGUAAGAAAAUCUCUUCUUAAUACUCGGAAGGAACUGGAAUACAAUAAAGCACUGGAAUCUAAUGACACUUCUCUCCCAAGAUUAAAGAUUGAAGAUUCUAGUGAUGGAAAUUCUCUCUUACAGUUCUUCACCAUGUUGUCAUGUUGUGAAUUUGAACUGGAAAUUAGUUGUUAAUAGCUCAAGUUUUCAACCCAAGAUCUCUCCUUUAAAAAAAGCCAGAGUUUUUUGUGCUAAAGUUGAUUCUGGAAGUGGGUCUUUGGGAUUUUAUAAGUUCUUGGGAAACCCUAAUAACCAAGAAAAUUUUGGGUCAGAAAAUGCCCUUUUGAGCCCCAAACGUGUUGAUACUAAGGUCUUGAGUGGAGGCUCUGAUGGUUAUGUAAUUGGUGAUGAAGAGGAAGCAAGAAGGCUUUCAGGAACUGGGAAAUCAGUGACAAAGGUUCUGAUUCCUGGUUUACCAGAUGAAUCCAAUGCUGAAUCCGCUGCCGAAAUCAGUAGCUGCUUCUGGGAAUGGAAGCCAAAAUUUAAUGUCCACUAUGAUAAAGCAGGGAGUGAGAAUGUGAGCUCACCACCAGUAUUGUUUCUUCCUGGUUUUGGUGUUGGUUCCUUUCAUUAUGAGAAGCAGUUAAAGGAUUUGGGCCGCGAUUAUCGAGUGUGGGCAAUCGAUUUUUUAGGUCAAGGCAUGUCCUUGCCAUCUGAAGAUCCUGCUCCUUUGUCCAAGGAAGGAGAUCAAUUUGUUGGGACAGAUCUUUCUUGGGGCUUUGGAGAUGAAACUGAACCUUGGGCAAGUGAGCUUGUUUACUCUAUUGAUUUGUGGAAGGACCAAGUUCGUUGUUUCAUAGAGCAGGUCAUUGGAGAACCGGUUUAUCUUGUUGGGAACUCGUUGGGAGGAUAUGUGGCCUUAUAUUUUGCAGCUAGCUAUCCUCACCUGGUUAAGGGUGUUACAUUACUCAAUGCUACCCCUUUCUGGGGCUUUCUACCAAACCCAAUGAGAUCUCCAAGAGUAGCUAAGUUCUUCCCAUGGGCUGGAACAUUUCCUAUUCCAUCACGCGUUAGAAAGCUCACAGAACUUCUUUGGCAGAAAAUAAGUGAUCCUAGUAGCAUUGCAGAGAUACUCAAGCAAGUCUAUGCAGACCAUUCGACAAAUGUAGAUAAAGUGUUUUCGUGCAUACUUGAAACGACACAGCAUCCAGCUGCUGCUGCAUCGUUGGCCUCGAUUAUGUUUGCUCCUCAGGGACAACUCUCGUUUCAAGAUGCCUUAUCUAAAUGUCGAAUGAACGACCUACCAAUCUGUCUCAUGUAUGGGAAAGAAGAUCCUUGGGUGAGGCCAGUUUGGGGCCUUGAGGUGAAACGCCAUGUACCUGAAGCUCCAUAUUAUGAGAUUAGCCCCGCCGGUCACUGCCCCCAUGAUGAAGUUCCUGAGGUUGUAAAUUUAUUGUUGCGUGGAUGGAUUAAGAACGUAGAGUCACAAGGCUCGGUUGUGCUACCUCUGCUCGAAGAACUCGACAGUACCGACUUUAACAUUGCCAGAGACUUGGAAUUCCCCAGAGAUGGAUCAAAGAAAGCAGUGAACGUGCGGUUCUUUGGUUCCAAUAUCUCACUUUGGAAUUGGAUAAGUUCUUAUAUCAGAGCGCACUUGGGAGACUUGAAAUUUAAAUCUUAGCAGUAGCACCAAUAUGGUAAAUUCUUAGAUGUAAUUAUAUUCUCUGAUUCAUUAUUAUAUUGAUUAAGUCAUUCAGUAGCAA